GAUUUUGAAAAUAAUUUGCAAGUUGUAACCAUCAUGGCAUAUUGGAUGUACUGUAAAAUGCCUACUCCUGCCAUUGCUACUAGACAAUUUACAAUAGAACUUAUUGAAGAUUAUGCAGAAGCAGCUGGGUAUUAUAAUGUUGGUCAGUGGCUACAGGAGCUAAAAGACGGCCUGCACAAGACCUCACGGGAACUCAAUGAAGAAAAGGUAGUAGAGCUCCUGUCCCUGGAGUGCAGCUUUAUCAACACAAUCGUUAAACACAAGCGAGACAUGAGGUCUGAGAAGUUCUUUCCAAAAUUAUCACAGGUUGCCCGCGCCAUGAAGCAUUACCUCAAAUCUCGUACAGCUGCUCUCGUGAGUGACGUCUCCCUCAUGCUGUCUGCCUGCAAAAUAUCUUCUAAACUACCUCACGCUCGCCUGCCAUCUCCUGCUCUGCUGCGACAACUGCUGCUGCUCUUGGCCAGAAGCCACGCUGCCCUCACACACGCGUCUGAGCAAUGCUGUGAAGCAGCUGUGUGGCUGCAGUGCAAACUCAGCAUCAACCAGCGUCAGGGGUUGGCUUUAGCACUCUUCAGCGUUGUCAGUAGAAUACGGGCUCUUUGCCUUUACCUGCUGCCCUGCCUGGAGGGAGGCUACGCCCACCUCAGCUGCCUGCUCUGCGGGAUUCCUCUCUCUGAUGCUGCUGCUGCCCCAACUUCAGCAGCUGAUGUUGCUGAGGCGUCUGCCGGAACAAUUUUACAAGGCUUGCCAGCAACUUUAUCCAGUGACAUUGCGUCGCCAUCCAGCAACUCCGGUCAUGUCGCUGCGCCAGACAGCCCCGAACUGGCCACGUGUAGAGAGGUUACCUCGCGAGCGGCGCCUCUCCGGGCCACUAUCACCCCUUGUGAAGACCUACUUGACUUGGGGGAGGUUAUUUGUAGAUCUCCUGGGGGACAGAAGCGUCGCGGUGACACGCGUCUCGCUUCACCGAAGAAGAAGAAAAUGAAACUCUGUAAAACCGAACAGCCUCUCGGGCAGGAGUCGCUCAAGUUAGUUGGGACUUCUCAAAAAAGGUCAAAGAUUCUGAGUGAGUCAAACUCCACUAUAAAUCUGGCUGCUACGUCGCAGCCAGUUUUAAAAAAGAAGAAGAAAAGUUCAAAGCUUCUGGACGAGUCAAGCUCCACUAUAUAUUCCGCUGCGGCGCCGCAGUCACUUUUGAAAAAGGAGAAGAAAAAUGUGAAGCUACUGCAUAAGUCUUUGUCCAGCAGCGUUUUAGCUGCGACUGCAGCCUCGUCAGUGGGAGGGUUUAGCAAGGAUAAGGAGGUCGAGUCAGUUCCUAUUGCCUCUAGCUACUCCAGCGCCACCACCGGCGGUCUCGAGGGCGAGUCGCGAUCAACAAAAAAGCUCCUCAAGUCUCAGUCGAUGUUGCAGAAAAGCCGCUCGUUUAUUCAGAAGAGCUGCGCUCAGCUGCAGCUUCCUGUGUCUGGCAGUCACCAAGAAUUUGUCUCGAAACUUUUGCCUAUGAAGAAAAAGAAAAAAUUAUCUGUUGUUCAGAAGUAAAUUAUCAGAAUGAA
Hyalella azteca is the source of this 1553-nucleotide messenger RNA. RefSeq lists its product as uncharacterized. The transcript has 8 exons. Bases 34 to 1539 code for a protein of 501 amino acids. NCBI's taxonomy places the organism in Eukaryota, Metazoa, Arthropoda, Malacostraca, Amphipoda, Hyalellidae. The record is from RefSeq and is a predicted model, not a curated record.